Messenger RNA from Phanerochaete carnosa HHB-10118-sp, 1158 nucleotides. RefSeq lists its product as uncharacterized. Gene Ontology annotation, cellular component: cytoplasm. The coding region runs from base 105 to 890 and encodes 261 amino acids. The record is from RefSeq and is a predicted model, not a curated record. NCBI's taxonomy places the organism in Eukaryota, Fungi, Basidiomycota, Agaricomycetes, Polyporales, Phanerochaetaceae. The transcript has 7 exons.
CCUUCACUUCCUCGAGUCACUCGGCACAGGCCGUUGCGAGACCACAAUUUGUCAAGCCUUGUACAGCACAGCAGCUUCAAAUCGAGAGCCCACUGUAAAGCAAGAUGUCAGAGAGUAGCGGAAACUCACCGAGCCAGAAGAAGUUGCGCGUAAUGUUGGUAGGGAUUGGGGGCGCAACAUGUUCGGGAAAGACCACGCUUGCGAAGCAUUUGAGGAACAUUCUCCCUCGUGGUGUCAUUUUACACCAGGAUGACUUUGCUCCGCCGCAAGAGCUGAUCCCCAUUCACCCGGAGUACGGCGUUCAGGACUGGGAUGCGCCGGAAGGGGCGAUAGACUGGCCGAGGAUGGUGCAGUCGCUUGGAGAGAUCAAGCUCACUGGCGUAAUACCACCGGAACACUACUCGCACGACCACCUAAACAAGCAAAAAGAUGUGCCCGCUGACGAUGCGAUCAUCAAUCGCUGGCAAGAAGUUUUCAACCGGCUCGAGGAAGAACAUGAGAAGGCAGGCGAGACACUCAUCUGGGUCCUCGUUGACGGCUUCCUGCUGUAUUGGAAUCAGGCGGUCAUAGACUCGCUCGACGUCCGCGUUUUCCUCAGGGUGCCCCACGACGCCCUCAAGCAGCGUAGGCACGAGCGACACGGGUACCACACUGCAGUCCAAUCUGAUCCAGAGGGCGCGCUCUGGCAGGACCCACCACUCUACUGGGAACAGAUCGUCUGGCCCGCGUACGUCCACGCGCACCAGGACAUGCUCGAGCGCGGCGACGUCGAGCACGGGCGGCCGACGGGCAAGGUCGCGGACCUCGUGCUGAUCGAAGGGCUCGAGAAGAGCAUGGGCGACGUGAUCGAGCUUGUCUGCGCGAGGCUUGCGCAGGCGGUGCAGCGUUGAUUGGCUGCCUUCUGCUAGUAUAUUAUUAAAGAUCUCGAUAUUUGGGCUUGCGCUGGGAAUUUGUAGGGAGUGGAGAUCCGGUUGCUGAAUGUAGAAAGGGGAAUUUGUAGAGUAGAGCUCCUGAUCCUUGAAAGACCCGUGGUCCCCGGCGUGCAUGUUGCGUUGCCUCGGCGAGAAGAACGAAUAUGGCAUUCCGUUGGUGCUCUUCGAGCCGCUUGCACACCCACGGGUCGGCCAGAACGUGAAAGAAAUGCGACGUGUCGUGCUG